AUGUCUAUCACCCGUCUCCCCGACGCCGCCACCCGUCAACUGUGUGCCACGCUCGUUCUGGUUUCUCCCUCUUCCGCUGUCAAAGAACUACUUGAUAACGCACUUGAUGCAGGGGCCACUGCGGUCGAAGUGCUCAUAUCUGCCAAUACCCUCGGUAAAAUUCAAGUCCGUGACAAUGGCCACGGCAUAGCACCAGAAGAUAUCAAGUGUGUGGGCCGCCCUGGCCAUACAAGCAAGCUCCGGACUUUCGAGGAACUGCGAUUCAAAGGUGGCCAGACUUUGGGCUUUCGAGGAAACGCAUUGUCAAGUGCAGCCUGCGUCUCCCAAGUCAUCAUCACCACGAGAACAGCACAAGACAAGGUCGCAAGCUCCUUCAUAUUGGGCUCCUCCUCGGCCGAUUCCGCAGUACCCAAGACUGUUUCGGCCCCCGUGGGUACUACGGUCGAGCUGAACAAUUUAUACAGCGAUUUUCCUGUCCGUCGAAAGGUGUUCUUCAAAGAAGCCCCAAAGUCGAUCGCCAGCAUCAAGACCCUACUGCAGGCUUACGCCCUGGCAAGACCAGAGACAAAACUAACAUUCAAGGUCCUUGGUGACGAGAAGUCUGCAUGGUCGUAUGCACCCCGCGAGAGGCCCAAUCCGCGGGAAGCUGCACUCCAGAUGUUUGGCGUGAGCUUGGCUAACCAGUACGUUGAGAGGACCAUCUCGACAGAGCUACUGGACUCGACAGCAUCAACAACCGUGCCUCCCAAUAAGAGAGAGAAUAACGAGUCCGGUCUCGAUAGCAUUACUAUUCGAGCACUUGUGCCGAAACUUGAUGCAGAUCAUGCAAAUAUAGCUGGCAAAGGCGCCUACGUCUCUGUCGACUCCCGACCAAUGGGUAGAGAUAGGGGCAUUUUUAAAAAGUUAGUCAAGAUCAUCAACAAUUUCUUCCAAACGGCGAGCAACUGCACGACAAAAGAUUUGUUCCUAUACGUAGAUAUAAAAUGUGCGGCAGGAAUCUACGACCUCAACAUCUCGCCUGCCAAAGAUGAAGUGGCUUUCAUGAGCGAGCAGACGGUCCUCGACCUCAUCAACAAUUUGUGCCUCGAUUUGUACACCCCUCACGAAGAUUCAAGAGACAACAAAUCGCCGAACCAAACAGAAUGUUCGCGCUACUCACCGAUGCUGGUUCUGUCACAAAAGAAUACGAGGGAAAGGCUUGGUGCAAGCUACAAUAACCUGCGGACCCCUGAAAGUUCCCUCCUUGCGGACGAAUACGAGAUGGAUCUCGAGGACCACGAAAGGCUCCAGCAAGCUGUGGACAGCACACUCCCGAAUGCCUCAGGUACCCUGCCCAAGGGCUGUUCUGGUGCUGCUGUUGUCAUUGAUGAUGGUAAGAGCCUGGACUCGAAUUUCGUCGAGCUUAACAUGAAUUCGAGGGCUUCUGUGCCAGUAGUUUCCGGAACUGAUCCCGCCUUUGAAGACGAAAACCCAGCCAGGGAACAAAACUCACGCACGAUCAGCAAUAACCACAGGGCAUGCCAAAUUCCCCUCCGAUAUACACAGGUUAACACAGCGAGGACUCGCACAUUGAGCGGUGAAGGGAAGCAUAGCAUGCUUACACUGAGCUCCUGGGACGACGAAGACAGUCAAACACAAGGCUCUACCGCCAAUUUUCCGAACAUUGGUCUAAGAACACCCUGGACCAUUGCAAAAGCCGCGGCGACAUGUUUUCCAGCAGAACGAGCAGUGUGUGAUGUUCACGAUAACGAAGGUCGCCUAUCCCAGGCUAUGUCAGGGACAAGAAACGGUACGAGGGUGGAGGCGCCGGCCAUACACAACCUCGCUACAGACAAAGGAUACGUGAGCCCCCUGCUUCAACAGGACUUGGGCGUGGGCAGGAUCGACCCUGUGUCGAACCGGUGCCAUUCCCCGUACAGUUUGAUCCAAUCGGCCAACGGGAGCAAGACUGAUGUUGCCGCCGAGGCCCGCCGUACAUGUAUCCCUUCUGACCAGGACCCCGAUGUGCCCUUGUCACUCACAAAAAGGAAUGAUCGCAACCAGCUUUCGUAUCUCCAGUCGCCUGAGGCAAGCCCUAGGGAACCUCGAAGCUAUCAUGAGCGGAUGCAUCUUGACAGCCCACGUUUGACCCUAGGGAACCUUGAGAAGUCACCGCGUCCUGACCUGAAUCGUCUGCCGAGAACACCCCUGGCAACGAUGUCUUCCAGGAAGCCCGCAAUAACGCGCCAUAGCAACUCGUUGCAACCCCCUCAAGAAGUGACUCGGGGUUCUGAGGCGCGGGGAUGCACAUCGCCGAGAUGGGGGCAUCAUACGAGCCAGAGCAGACGAAACGAUGAGCUCAGUCAUGAACACACCCACAGCCGGCGUGACGUUCGGGAUUUCAUGCGAAUCCUAGAUGGUGAAACGAGUUGCAAUAGCGACACUGAGAUGCUAUUCGAGGGACAUCAUAGAGAGGAAACUGACACACCACAAGGAAUGGAGGUUCCGCAGUCGCUUCGCCGAGUGAGUUUGCCGAGGGGCCGUGAAUCCAGCUAUCACUGUCGAGCGAGCAACCAUGCGGUUGCUCGCCACAACUCAGGUGGUUCAGGGUUACGCCAAACUCUGCCACAGAGGGCUAGGAACAGCGUCAUGAUGGAGGCUGAUCCCCGGCGGUACCUGGUCAAGAGACAACGGUCCAUGGCGUUAUCCGGUCGCAAGACGCCGAGGAGACUUCAAUCAGAUCGGUUGCCACUCGAGACCACGACCGAGAACGCGGCCAGUUUGCAGCUACAAGCAAAGGCACUCAACUUGGAGGCCCUGGCUCAAGACAUAACCGAUUUAGAACCUGUCGACUCAUACCUCACGCAGGGCGAUAUCGAGUUUGGGCUGCCCAGAACACAAGCGGAGAAGGCGUACAUCGAGCAUAGACUUCGAGAGGUGGUCGCAGACUGGCUGCAGUGUGCUUAUGGGACCGAGAUGCAGCUAGAGUUGAAUCUGUAG
Messenger RNA from Verticillium dahliae VdLs.17, 2979 nucleotides. RefSeq names its product DNA mismatch repair protein mutL. Gene Ontology annotation, molecular function: ATP hydrolysis activity; mismatched DNA binding; ATP binding. The transcript has a single exon. NCBI's taxonomy places the organism in Eukaryota, Fungi, Ascomycota, Sordariomycetes, Glomerellales, Plectosphaerellaceae. The coding region runs from base 1 to 2979 and encodes 992 amino acids. Gene Ontology annotation, cellular component: MutLalpha complex. Gene Ontology annotation, biological process: mismatch repair. The record is from RefSeq and is a predicted model, not a curated record.